Hibiscus syriacus is the source of this 1394-nucleotide messenger RNA. Its product is annotated as auxin-responsive protein IAA27-like. Gene Ontology annotation, cellular component: nucleus. The coding region runs from base 160 to 1113 and encodes 317 amino acids. Lineage: Eukaryota; Viridiplantae; Streptophyta; Magnoliopsida; Malvales; Malvaceae. Gene Ontology annotation, molecular function: protein binding. Gene Ontology annotation, biological process: regulation of DNA-templated transcription. The record is from RefSeq and is a predicted model, not a curated record. The transcript is spliced from 5 exons.
UGACUACCCCAAGGCCGAAAGCUUGAAAGAAUUCUCUUUGGUUCAAUAUCAAAGUCGGCAAUAUUUCUUUCGCUCUUAAAGAAGAAAAAAGGAUUUUUUUUCCUUUGUUUUUGUUUUGUGGUUUGAUCCCUUCUUGUAAUUCUUGAUGUUCUGGUUUUGAUGUCUAAGCCCAUAGAGCAUGAUUACAUAGGUUUGUCAGAACAGCCGUUUCCUUCAAUGGAGAAAAGCUCUGACGCUAACGAUAAAAAGAAUGGAUUGCGCUUAAAGGAUACUGAGCUGAGACUCGGUUUACCCGGGUCCAAUUCACCGGAGAGGGAGGUUCAUGACCAAAACGUGCUUUCACUGAAGAGUUUUGUGUCUGGAGCAAAAAGGGGGUUUGCCGAUGCACUCGACGGUGGCGUGAAAUGGGUUUUUUCCCGUGGCAGUGGAGGAGGAUCUGAAGGGUUGUUUUCUCCUAGACGUGGCGGUAAUAAUAAUGGAGGAAAUGAUCUUUCCGGGCCGGAUUCGGGUUUGGGUGGUCCGGUUUCGAAGGAUGGAGAUGCUCAGAAUCCCUUGGUGGUUCAGGAGAAGAAGUGCCAGGUAGCUUCCGGCAGUAGUCAUGGAAAUGGGAAUACUUCUGCUACGGCUUCAAACAGGGCACAGGUAGUUGGAUGGCCACCAAUCAGGUCUUUCCGGAAGAAUACAAUGGCUUCUCAUCCCACAAAGAACGAUGACGAUUACAAUGCCGAAGCCAAGUUAGGAUCAGGAUGUCUGUAUGUCAAAGUUAGUAUGGAUGGUGCUCCAUACCUUAGGAAAGUUGAUCUCAAGAUCUAUGGCAGCUACAAAGAGCUCUCCACGGCACUCGAAAAGAUGUUCAGCUGCUUCACAAUCGGUCAGUGUGGCUCUCAUGGCGUUUCUAGCCGGGAUGGGUUGAGUGAGAGUCUAUUAAUCGAUCUCCUCCACGGCUCCGAGUAUGUACUCACCUAUGAAGAUAAAGACGGUGACUGGAUGCUGGUCGGCGAUGUUCCUUGGGUGAUGUUUACCAACUCUUGUAAGAGAUUGAGGAUCAUGAAGAGUACUGAGGCUAUCGGCCUAGCCCCGAGAGCUAUGGAGAAGUGCAAAAACCGUACCUAGACGAUUCAAUAUUGCUGUAACUACUGAAGAAGAUGAUGGAAGUUUGUUACGAUAUAUGUGGAUGUCAAAAGCCUUUGACUGUUAAUAAAAACUGGGUCUUCUUUUUACUGCUCAAGUAUGGUUCAUGUACUGUAUAAGGGACUACUAGUGCUAGUAGGCAAGAUAAACUAUUUUAAGACAUAAAUUUCCAGGUUCAUAGGUCUGUUGUUUUAUGUAAUGUAUUUUGUUGUCUCUGCUUAAAACUGGUUUGUUUCAUAUGUAAAUGGUUUGCUAACUGUUUA